CUCUCGGCGGAGGUCGGAGCGUGGGCUUCCUCCUCCCGCCAGGGAAAACAGAGAGAAUGAAAGCCUACCUCAAGAGCGCUGAAGGCUUCUUUGUCCUAAAUAAAAGCACCACAAUUGGAAGGCAUGAAGAUUCUGACCUUGUUUUAGAGUCUCCGGACGUCGACAACCACCACGCGCUCAUCGAGUUCAGCGAGGCGGAGGGCAGCUUCGUGCUCCAGGACUUCAACUCCCGCCACGGCACGUUUGUCAACGAGUGCCACGUGCAGAAUGUGGCCGUGAAGCUCACGCCGGGAGACGUCCUGCGGUUCGGGUCUGCGGGGCUGACCUACGAACUGGUCGUCGAAAACUCCCCGCCGGUCUCCCACCCAUGGACAAAGGGCCCAGCACUGUGGCCAAGACCACAACCUCCUCAGGCCACACAGCUGCUGAACCAGGCCCCCUCACCACCGCGAAUCCCCUUCCACCAGGGCGCCCGGCCAGCGCCUGUGCAAAGAAGCUGGUCCCAGGCCUUCCCCAGGCCCACCGUGGUCCCUCCCACCGCCGACGGUCGGCCCCUGAGCGCCAGCGGGCACAUGUUCCCAUUCAUGGUGGACGGCGCGUGCAAGUUCCCCGUCAUCAGGCAGGUGUGGACCAGUGCUAUGGAGCUGUCGGAACAAUCUGUGGCCGAGGGAAUUCCUGGGGCAGUUCCCCCCACGGAGAUCUAUGUAGGGCAUGACCUGGCCCAGCAGGACAAGGAUGAAAUCAUUCUGCUGCUGGGACAAGAGGUCAGCCGGCUCUCGGAUUUUGAAAUUGAGUCCAAAUACAAAGACGCCGUGAUCGCAAACCUGCAGAACGAAGUGGCGGAACUCAGUUGGAAGCUGUCGGAGUCCACCUCCUCCAGGCAGACCGAGAAGAAGAUCUCGCAGAAGUUUCAGGUUCUAGACGAAGACACUGACGACAAGCAGAAAGAGAUCCAGAGCCUGAAAGACCAGAUCAGUGCCCUACAAAAAGGCUACAGCCAGGUGCUGUGCCAGACCCUGUCGGAGCGGAACUCAGAAAUCACAUCCCUGAAGAGCGAGGGCGAGAACUUGAAGAGGAGCAACGCCAUCACGUCAGAGAUGGUGUCAUCUUUGCAGAAAGACGUGUUAGCAAGGACCGAGCAAGUUCAACAACUAAAAGAGGAGGUCAGUCAACUAAAAAGUCAGAACAAAGAGAAGGAUCAGCAGCUGGAAGCCCUUGGCACUAGGUGCUCAGCGCUAAAAGAAGAGUUAAAAAAGGAAGGUGGUCACAAGGAGCACAGGGAGGCCCAAGAGAAGGAGUUGACUCUCUGCAAAGCCCAAAUCCAAGACAUGGAGAGAGAAAUGAAGAGGCUCAGGGAGGAACUGAGGAAGAGUUGUACGGAGCAGAGCGUACGGACUCUGCGGGAGAAGGGCAAGGUCGAAGAGAAGCUUCAGGAAGAUUCCAGAAGGAAAUUGCUUCAGCUGCAAGCGAUGGGGAACAGAGAGAGCCUCAUAAAAAUCAAUUUGGAAAGGGCAGUAGGUCAGCUGGAGCAUUUCCGAAGUCAAGUCAUCAAGGCCACCUACGGAUGGGCAAAGCCAUUCCCAGACAAGCCUGUCACGGACCAGCAGUUGAUAGAGAAAAUUACCCAGGUCACAGAGGACAACAUCAACUUUCAGCAGAAAAGGUGGAACCUGCAAAAGGAGACCCAGCUCAGCAACUCCAGGCAGGAGGAGACCGCCGACAACAUUGAGAAACUGAGGACAUUGCUGGACAGCUGCCAGGCAUGCAUGAAAACGUCCUCCUGCAGCGGCGACCUGCGGAGGGAGGUAGACCUGCUUAGGCGCCUGCAGGUGAGCGACCCCGUCUCAGGGCUCCAGGAGGUGGCGCUGGGCAUCCUGAGGCUGGCGCUGUCCUGGCUGGAGGAGACGGAGCAGCUGCUUGGGGACCUCGGGAUCCACGUUCCCCGCCCUGACACAGACAAUGUGCACGUGAGACAGGAGUUAGCAGAAAAAGCAUAUGAUGCAUUCUUAGAACAGCGAAAUGGAAAGUUCUCAUCCCAAGAUGAUUACAUGCACCGAAUAGAGACGACCCUGAUCGAAGGUCCCCCUUCACUUAUUCCUGUCCCCAGCAGGAGUGUUUUCUCCCAUGCAGUCAGCCCCCGGUCCUCCCCUCUCCUCUACUUCUUCAUGAAGAAACUCUCCACUUCAGGGCUUCUGCUGUCACUCUUAUGCGUGUCAUCCAGAGGACAUCCCCGCAGGCAGUGUGACCCUGCCCCAUGUCCCUCCACCGUCUACUCCUUCUUCCCUGAUCUGCCCAGCCAAG
Molecule: messenger RNA, 2301 nt
Organism: Carlito syrichta (Philippine tarsier)
Lineage: Eukaryota; Metazoa; Chordata; Mammalia; Primates; Tarsiidae
Product: forkhead-associated domain-containing protein 1-like
Exons: 17
Molecular function (GO): protein binding
Source: RefSeq, a predicted model, not a curated record